Molecule: messenger RNA, 2935 nt
Organism: Sander lucioperca (pikeperch)
Lineage: Eukaryota; Metazoa; Chordata; Actinopteri; Perciformes; Percidae
Gene: fam174b
Product: family with sequence similarity 174 member B
Exons: 3
Coding region: 367-783 (138 amino acids)
Source: RefSeq, a predicted model, not a curated record
AAGUCCACAUAAUGCUCUUCUUCAGCACCGGGAACAGUAGGCCAGCCUGCGGAGCUCUUCCGGAGGCGGAUAAUCCCCAUCUCCAUACAGUCCAAAUGCAAUAAGGAAGGAAUUGCUAUAACUCACCUCAAGGGAAACACGUUUUGGAGGCAAACAAGUUACCACCUAGAAGUCCACCAUUUGGAGACGCUUGCACGAGGAGGAAGAUGGAUAUUUGCGUUUCGCAUUAUUGUGUAAAUAGCCUAAACUAACAGUGAUAAGCCGAUGCUCUAUAAUGUGACAGCUGCUGUCGCAUUUCAUCUAGUUUGGAGAAGCUACUGAAAGAACAUCCAGCUUGCAUUUUUUUGUUUUUAUAAUUUCAGCACCAUGGUGGCAUACAAUCUGGUUUUAACUUUUAUUAUCGCGGCUCUUUGGCUUGUCAGUGGCGAACUACAAACUCAUUCUUCACCCGCGACGCAGUUAAAUUCAACAUCAUCAUCAUCAUCCAUCAUCAGCGAAGAUGAACUGACACAUAAUGUCACAGAUGCCGCCGUGGGAUCCCGGAUUUCAUCUAUAAUAACGUAUCUUCCAACUCUAAAAAACAUUGUUAUUUUCAUCUGCGUGUUAACAGCUGCUCUCAUCACAUGCCUAGUCAUCAAAGUGGUCAGAUCUGGGAGACGAAUCAGGAAAACACGAAAAUAUGACAUUAUAACAACACCUGCGGAGCGUGUGGAGAUGGCCCCUCUUAAUGAGGAGAACGAUGAUGAGGAUGACUCAACCCUCUUUGAUGUCAAAUACAGGUGAAUCCCAGCAUGGACAUCAAUAUUCAAUAUCUCCUGUUCUGCCCGGGACAUCUCAAGUGAUUUCUUAUAUCUUUAUGCUGUUCAAGUCUUAUCAGAUCAGCAACUUCUAAUGCUGCUUGUGCAUGGCUUUUACCUGUGUUUAAAGGACUGGAGCCGUAUGGAUAUCAUUGUUUGCUGCUUAGCUUACGCUUCUAUCAUGUGGCACAAAAAACUUGCACAAUUGUUUCUGAUGUUGAAGAUCAGCAUGCUUUAUAUUGUGACUUCUUCUCAAAAGUCAUUCAGUAAUCAGGCUGUUAAAGACUACACGUUCAAUUGUCUUCAAAACAUUACAUGGAAAUUAUUAUUUUUUUUUUUUUUUUAUACAUUUUCUGAGUUUAAAGGAGGAACCAAUGCCGGCUUUAAAGCUAUGAUCUUCUCAUAUUAAAACUAAAGACAGUCAGUCAGUUAAUGCAUACAAUGUUAACAUACAAAAAAUAUUGCGCAGAAUUACUUUUAGAUGUAAAAAAAAAUGGCACACUGAAGAAUCUAUUGAUAUUUUUAAUUAAACUUUCAUACCAAAUAUAUUUCUAUCUACUAACCACUUUAUUGUGCAUAUAUACUGUCGAAGGCAGUCUAUCCUUAUCUAUGGAGUAAGUGUAUAUUUUUUUACCGUGUGUUGUUGUAGACGUUCCUGUUUUGCUGCUAUCUCAGCUGAAGUUCUACAUUUUUCAGGUUCAAAUUUGGUUAAAAUCUCAAAUAAUAUAGUGAGGUUAUAUUUGUACGGUGUUUAUGGAAUACAUCUAUUUGCUAUGAAUGUGAAUGCUGUAAUCUGUUGUGAUCGGGUGUGUUAAUUAAUUCACAAUGUCAUUGUAUCAAGUAACCACUGAACAAUAUCAACAACAGGUUGGCAGUGAUGUAGUUUCAGUAUUUAACAUGUUGGACAUGCACCCAGUGUCUUAUUUUCUAAAUCAAAACAAUAUUAUGUUGCCAUAUACUGUAAUGUCUAGUUACUCUAUUAAAAAUAAUCCCCAAAAUCGGGUAUCUCUUGUUUGAGAUAGUAGGUAAAGCAGCUAGUAAAGUAUUAUGGAAAGUCUCCCACAUCAAUUUCCAUUAAUGGCUCACUGACUCUUGUGAUAUCUGACUUGAAAAGGACUGAUGAACCUUGAAGAGUUGUUUCUCUGUGACGUACAGAUUCUGGUAAAAACAAAAAAGAAAAGUGUCCCUAUCUUGGUGGAAAUGUGUUGACAUUGUGGGUUUAAAAUGGAGGUUUUACCUCAAACGAUUUGGCCCAUUAGAUAAGUAUUAAAUUACUAAUAAAGACAAUGAAAAUCAUAACUGGUUUGUCAAAUUUGUUAUAUCUUUAAAUCAAAUACUAAAUACAAUAUGAUCAACUGAAAGUCUGGCAUAAAGUACACAAAAGAAAUUGCGGAGGCGUUCACAAACCUUACCCAUGUGUGUCUGCGCUCUGAAUGUAAUUACAGUAAACUAACACCAUUACAGAGUACACCUAUUCGGUUUCUGCAGCAAAUGUGAGCGGCUGAGGUGAUCUUCUGUUUUAAUCUAAACUGUUAUUUGAUUUGUGCACCAUGGCCUACGGCUGCAGCUGUUUCUGAAUGACAAUGGCAAUGCUCAACUUGAACAAAAUUUUCUUUCCAGGAGAAAGAACAUUGUGUAGUUUCCUUUGUUCCAAACACAGUUAUGGCCAUUCAUAGAAGACUAAUAUAUUUACUGUUAGAUACACAAGCCAUAUGGAGUGUAUGUGAAUGUUUUUCAGUCAUAUGUGAAUCAAACUUUUAACCAUAUUUGUGGCAUGUGCUUUUGCAGACUGCUGGCUAUUUCCUGUUUUCCAUCAGACUAUAUGACCACUGUUCAUUUCAGUAUUGAGUCAUGUUUCAUUUUAGUCUUUCACUGUAUGUGCAGAAAACUGCAGAUCCAUGUUUGGCAAGUAUGUCACCCUUGUACAGGUAUCCUCUUCCAUCUUGGCAACAUCUUUUAUUUUAUCUUUAGUUGUGCGUGAAAUAGUGGAAAAACCCUGCUCAUUUAAAGAUGCUAAUUCUGGACUUUUACUAGAACGCAAUCAUCUGCUACAGACAGUUCCUGUUGUAAAAUGAAUCAAAGUCAUUGUGGUAGCUAUUUGAAGACUGUAGCUAAUUUCCCCAAUCCCACAUUUAAAA